Molecule: messenger RNA, 561 nt
Organism: Acanthosepion pharaonis
Lineage: Eukaryota; Metazoa; Mollusca; Cephalopoda; Sepiida; Sepiidae
Source: the annotation of a GenBank genome assembly
AUGGUCUGUUUCUUAUCUAUCUAUCUAUCUAUCUAUCUAUCUAUCUAUCUAUCUAUCUAUCUAUCAUCUAUCUAUCUAUCACAGCCUGGCUAUCUAUCUAUCUAUUUCUCCCAAUCAUCGACAGCAUCCAUCAUAGAUCGACAAGUGUUACCAGGCGACAAAUACCGGAAGUGCGGCGAAUUUCUCACAGCCGAUUGCCGGAAACAGUGUCCUGAUUACCGGAUCUCUCUCUCUUCUUCACACUCCUUCCCUCUCUCUCCCUUCCCCUCUCUCCCCUCGCCAUCUCUCCCCAUCCCCUCUCCCUAUUUCAGAAUAAAUAUUUUCUCUCUCUCUCUUUUCAUCCAUAUCUCUCUCUCUCUCUCUCUCUCUCUCUCUCUCUCUCUAUCUAUCUAUCUCUCUCUCCAACCUCGACUCUUUCUGUGUAUUCAUACACGUGUUAGUGAAUUCAGCAGUCGAGGAAUAAAAAUUUUCCCCCUCACUCCCUCUCUAUUUCUCCCUUCUUUCAUUUCCCUCUCUGUCUCUCCCACCCCGACUCUUUCUGUUUAUUCCUACAUGUGUUAG